CGCAAAAGGUAGCGUCCUAUCAAUAGCGGCCACUGUUGACUAUAGUUCCUCUCUAGCCAUGCGGGCAGCAGCAGCCAGCAGAGAUAAGCAAGCUCGUGUAUAAAUAUCUCUCCUCCCAGUCGCCAGCCAACCAGCCACCUUCCCGCGCCGGCAGCCGCCUCUUCUUCCCAGCACGCCCGCCCGAGCAAAGCAACUGACCCCUCUCUUUCCCGCGCCGUUCGUCAGAUGGACUACUCGGGCUCCAGCUCCAGCUCCAAGGAGCCGUCUCCCACAGGGGCGUGGUGGUCAAAGGAGACGGUGGCCGUGGUGACGGGCGCGAACCGGGGCAUUGGGCUGGCGCUGGCGGCGCGGCUGGCGGAGCAGGGGCUCACGGUGGUGCUGACGGCGCGGGACGGCGUCCGCGGGGAGGCCGCCGCCGCGCCGCUCCGCGACCGGGGGCUCCCCGUCGUCUUCCGCCGCCUCGACGUCUCCGACGCCGCCUCCGUCGCCGGCUUCGCCGGCUGGCUCCGCAACGCCGUCGGCGGGCUCGACAUCCUGGUGAACAAUGCUGCCGUGUCAUUCAAUGAGAUCGACACCAACUCGGUGGAGCACGCUGAGACGGUCCUUAGGACAAACUUCUAUGGGGCCAAGUUGCUGACUGAAGCACUCCUGCCUCUUUUCCGGCGAUCGCCAGCCACCAGCCGGAUCCUGAACAUCAGCUCACAGCUUGGCCUUCUCAAUAAGGUGAGCAACCCGUCGCUGAUGAGGCUGCUCCAGGACGAGGAGACGCUGACGGAGGCCAAGAUCGAGGGCAUGGUGUCGCAGUUCCUGGCGCAGGUCAAGGACGGGACGUGGGCGGAGCACGGGUGGCCCAAGGUGUGGACGGACUACUCGGUGUCCAAGCUGGCCCUCAACGCCUACACGCGGGUCCUGGCUCGGCGCCUCCGGGAGCGCGGGGAGCGCGUGAGCGCCAACUGCUUCUGCCCCGGGUUCACGCGCACCGACAUGACCAAGGGUUGGGGCAAGCGCACCGCCGAGGAGGUGGCCGACGUCGGGGCCAGGCUCGCGCUGCUCCCGCCGGGCGAGCUCCCCACCGGCACCUUCUUCAAGUGGUGCACCCCGCAGCUCUACUCCAAGCUGUGACGCGACCAAACAACCGGGGACUGAUUCCGGUUUCUAACGAUGUAUCUCGUGCGUGCGUGAUCUGGCGAGGGUCUGUCGUCCACUCGUCCGUGACGGAGUAAAUAUUGUGCAUCUUCGGUUUAGCCCCUCGUUGUUGUUAGUUUGCUAUUCCUACCUGCAGAUAAAGUUGCAUCCAUUAUAGUCAACCCUCCCGACCAUGGGACCGAAGCAUAAAAUGGGAGUUCUCGCUCCCGGCCGUUCUCCAUGCCGUCCUUGCUUCUCCGACGAGAGAUCACCGCCGGCGAGCUGGACGGCGCGUCGGCUGACGUUCGCCUCCCCUCUCGAGGAGCGUGUCCUUGCUACACCCCAACGGGCGGAGUCGCUUACCCCUGGGGGCGCCCACUGCAGGAGUCACAUCUCCCGGUCGCACACAUGACGCACCAACCACAUGGUAUCCAGGAGUGUCCACCGAGGCUGAGCAGCGGGUCCCGCCAUGGCGUGGGGAGGACGAGGUUUUAGAGGAGCACUUCGGCCAGCUGUGGGCAAUACCUCUCCUCCGCGGGCUAGGGUUUCUAGGCCCGCCCACCACCCAUCUCUCGUCUGGAUCCGGAGGGAUUUGGUGGCGACGAAGAGAUUUCUGGCCAGCGAUUGUUAUCCAGCUCGUUCCACUCAUCAUCCGCUUCCAAUCCCCAAGAUCUUCAGCUUCUCCAGAGAUUUUUGGAGCCUUAACCGAAGCCGUGACACUUACAUGUGUUGGAGUUUGUUGUUUAGAGUUUUUUCAUCAUGUUCAUUUAUUUGUGUCGUUCAGGUAGCAAGCCGUGGCAGCGCACACGCAGAGAUGUGUUCAGAUGUGUGCAUGCAAACUAAGUGAGUUUAGUACUUUAGUUAGUUGAAUUAGCUAGUCCAGUGAAGAAUGGAUGCAUGUGUGGGCAUCGAUAGGAUAAGUAGCAUGCAGAUAGGUGUGCUGUUGCUGACCGAGUUGCAUGGCCGUUAGAGUGACCGAGUAAUCAGCAAGUUGAGGAGGACUCUGGCUGAAUCGUGUGGCUGUAUCCAACGUGAUUAUUCGUGGCUUUCUAACUACCGGCUAGUGGAGAGCAAUUAGCGGAUCAGGGCAGUAGUGUGUGCGUGUGUUUUCCUCUCUACUUAAGACUUGUAAUCAGCUGAGUUUACAAGUGAACAAGAGAAAAAAAAACACGAGGUGUGUGGGUGC
This is a messenger RNA of Brachypodium distachyon (stiff brome), 2311 nucleotides long. RefSeq names its product (+)-neomenthol dehydrogenase. Gene Ontology annotation, cellular component: membrane. The transcript has 4 exons. The record is from RefSeq and is a predicted model, not a curated record. Lineage: Eukaryota; Viridiplantae; Streptophyta; Magnoliopsida; Poales; Poaceae. The coding region runs from base 226 to 1122 and encodes 298 amino acids.